AUGCAAUAUUUAUCAAUUGCCCUGCCGUUGACUGCUUUGGUCAGCGGCGCUUUGGCGAAUCCCUUUGAAUGGCGACGUGCUUGCACAUCCAAUGCAUGCUUGGCCGCUGUGACAGGCAAGGCUGCCCUUGGUGAUGGCUCCCUCCGCGCUUCUCACUGCGCCAGCUUUUUGGCUACCACCGUUACUCCUCCUGCCAUUACCGUCACCGAGACCCUUACCGGAGUGUCCAAGGAUGAAGCGUGGAAGCGAGCCUCCGUGACCGUCUGCCCCAACGAGGUCCCCAAUUAUGCCAGCGCUUGCGACGAGGCUGGCUAUACCAGUGCCUGCUCAUGCUUCGGUUUCACCGCGAUCAAGACCACCACCAUCGCACCAACCACCACUACCAAGACCGUCUACGUCGCUCCCACUGGCAGUGCUUGCUCGACCGCCAUUGUUGUCUCCGGAACUACGUGCCCUGCUGCUGAAACCGAAACCAGCACCGUCAUCAAGACGGUCGGUGGUCCUGGUAGCACUGCGACCGUCACCGACACCAUCACUCUGAAAGGUUCCAGCACCUGCGCUGCAGGAUCCACGGUCACCAAGACGGUUGGCAGUUCUGCCGUUCCUACUACUCUCACGGAAACCGUUACUCUGCACGGUUCCAGCACCUGCGCUGCUCCCUCCACCGUCAGUGUAACUGUUUCGGGAUCUAGGUCGGCCAGCACCGUGACCAGCACGGUCACUCUCCACGGCUCUAGUACCUGUGCUGCUGCAUCGACUGUCAGCGUGACUGUCUCACGAGGUGCCACCGCUACUACCGUCACCAAGACCGUCGGCUCUGCAACUGCUUCCACUGUCACCGUGACCGUUGGCUCGGCCACUGCCACCACCGUUACUGUUACCGCUUCCACCUUCACUGUUACCAAGACCACCUCCGGUGCUUGUUCAUCAACCACCUCGGCUUCUGCUACUCCCUCAACUUGCGUCGUGGAUGAUGACCUGGCUGAAACCAUUGUCAACAACUUCAUUGAUUUGCUGCUGUUCACUUCCUAUGCCGGCAACCCAGCUGCAGGCAUCCCGGCGGGUCACGGCUACCACCAGAAUGUCUCUGAUGCUACUUUGGCUGCCGACUUCUCUGAUAUCUCAGACUCGAUCAACUUCAUGGCUGGCUUCCCGCUGGGAUCCGUUACCUUCCCCACCAAGCAAGCCUUCGAUAUUGGCCAAGGUGUGAUGCAGCCCGAAGCCUACAGCGUGCAGACUUUGAACAUCUGGCACGACUGCAGCACCAUCACCUGGAGGUGGAGACUCCUUUCCAACCCUAAUGCCUACCCUGUCACUGGUAUCAACCAAAUGAUCAUCGACGAGGACGGCAAGAUCCAGAAGAACUACGCCGAAUUCGACAACGGUGCCUGGCUCCAAUCCUUCGGCCGACAAUGCGCCACCAACAACAUCACUAUCUCUCCCAAUCCUCCCGCCCUCAAACGAUCUGCUCGUCUCUACUAA
Rhinocladiella mackenziei CBS 650.93 is the source of this 1482-nucleotide messenger RNA. RefSeq lists its product as uncharacterized. Bases 1 to 1482 code for a protein of 493 amino acids. NCBI's taxonomy places the organism in Eukaryota, Fungi, Ascomycota, Eurotiomycetes, Chaetothyriales, Herpotrichiellaceae. The transcript has 2 exons. The record is from RefSeq and is a predicted model, not a curated record.